This is a messenger RNA of Botrytis deweyae, 2112 nucleotides long. RefSeq lists its product as uncharacterized. Lineage: Eukaryota; Fungi; Ascomycota; Leotiomycetes; Helotiales; Sclerotiniaceae. The transcript has 3 exons. The coding region runs from base 1 to 2112 and encodes 703 amino acids. The record is from RefSeq and is a predicted model, not a curated record.
AUGUCUCCCUCGAUAAUAAUUUUAUUUUCUACAUUGUUUGGAGUUACAAAUGCUAUACCAUGGGCCGUAGCUAAACAGACAGCUACGUAUAAGGGAGACGAAUGGUCCCCACGACCGACUAAUACGAUCCCAGAGCCCCGUGACCUGUUUAAGAGAGGCUCAUUCGAUGUCGAUAUAUGUGGUUGGAUUGGAGGAAACAAAGCUCAGUCAGUGGGUUGCGCAAGUGGAUCUUCAUGUAUUCACGAUACUUCGUAUGGAGUGAUUGGAUGUUGUCCAACCUCAUCAGCUGGAUCGGACCCGAUUCCCUGUACGGAUGGAUUAUAUACCUCUUGUAUCGAUCAUAAUAGUGCUGGAUAUGCUGCGAAUUCCUUCAUGGUUAACAAUGGCAUCUUAACAUGCCCUUCGAAUUCAAACUGUUACAAGGUUAAUUACCCGGAAAACUACUCACAAUUUGGAUGUGGCCCCUCCACUGCAAACGUCACAGCAGUAACCACUUUUGCUGGUCAAGCGAUAGAUGAUAACCUGCAGAUUGUGUAUACUGGAGUGACUUUCAACCCAACAAUCACAAUUCAAAAUCCUAGUAAUUUUGGAGUAGCCACCUCGUUUCCAUCUUCAACGACUGCAACUCCAACACAGUCAACAGCUUCGGCUACUGCUGGGAAAGGGUCAUUGACCCCUUCAAUCCCAGAAUCAACAGGUUCAGCAGCUGCAGCAUCGAAGGGAAGCACAAAUACUGGGGCGAUAGUCGGUGGAACGAUUGGUGCUCUGAUUGUAAUCAUAGGAGCAUCUAUAGCAGCAUUCUUCCUUAUUCGUAAAAGAGGAAACAAACGAGAAUCAAGCAUUCCUCAGGGUGUCACGUCUCCUCCGCGACCAUCAAAAUCAACCUUUGACGCAGUUCCUAACGCAACGCCAUCUCCACAACCGAUUCGCUCUCCCAUUCCAUUCGGAAAUCAUUCCCCGCCACCUCACGACUAUUCCUCUCAAAUGAGCAGCACCAACAACCUAGGCUAUGCACCUGUUUUUCAAUCUCCUUAUCAUCGACCUACUACACCUGCCGGACAUGACGCACCCGUUGAAGCACCAACUCCUGAUCUUUACGCCCGCAACUUUCGCUCUCCAUCUCCUAUACCAGAUCGAGAUCCAUUCCAACCACCACACUCCGAAAUACUUCCAGAGUCCUAUGACCCGACUCGAACACGUGGCCCACCCUCCUCAGAGCCUUACCAUCCAUCGCAAUCGCCCGAACCUCAGCAUUACUACCCAUCUCAAUCUCCCGAACCUCAAAUAUAUUAUAACUCCUCUUCCCCUGAGCCACAAGCUCUCCGUCCUCGCCCUUCUCGCUCCCCACCACCUGUAAGCACGUCUCCGGCCCCAACCCCAGCUCCAAGCACAAACGCUUACACUCUCCCUCCAACUACCGACCUCCCACCCCUCGAUAUCAUGGAAGAUAUCCAAACCCCCAUCGUCCCCAAAGCCUCCCAAGCAAACUGGCACCUCGCUCUCACAGGAGAUCGACGCACCUACGCCCCCGCCGACGGCCCCUCCACUUCCGCCGACCACCAGCACGAACCCAUGCCCGCCAUGCCCGCCCUCUACGCCGACAUAACAAGCGCCAUAGGCGCCGAAUCCAUGUCACCCCCCGCAGACUCCUUCCUCACACGGCAAAUGUCCGACCCCAACACCCCCGGCACCCGUCGCAAUUUCUCGCGCAAAGGUCGCGCCGAAAAAGAAGGCGCCGAACAUCAAAAUAACAACCAAAAUCAAACCUCAAAUCAAAACGAAGAAACAGAAGAAGAAGCAGCACUAAGCAACAACAUCCGUCAAUCCGGAUGGGUACCCUCCGGUCUCCGCACGAGAAAUAGUCCGUCCCCGCAUUCUGCACCGAGGAUGCCAGAUCGAAGAUCUCCUGUACCAACACCUAUAGCAAGUCAUCCUGAGGCGUCCAUGCAGAGAUACCCGAUCACUGAUUCCCGGGACGAGGAAGUGCGCAUUGCCUAUAAUCCGCAUGCGGGUGUGAAUAUGGGACAUGGUGGACCGCCGCGAGGCAUGGGGAUCGCGAGAAAACCGACGCCGGUGGUUGAUCCGAAUGCUGUGGAGGGGGGGUGGUUGUAG